This is a messenger RNA of Wickerhamiella sorbophila, 1680 nucleotides long. RefSeq names its product NADPH-dependent diflavin oxidoreductase 1. Lineage: Eukaryota; Fungi; Ascomycota; Dipodascomycetes; Dipodascales; Trichomonascaceae. Gene Ontology annotation, molecular function: oxidoreductase activity; flavin adenine dinucleotide binding; FMN binding. Gene Ontology annotation, cellular component: cytosol. The record is from RefSeq and is a predicted model, not a curated record. The transcript has a single exon. The coding region runs from base 1 to 1680 and encodes 559 amino acids.
AUGCUUGUUCUCUAUGGAAGUGAGACGGGAAACGCAGCAGAGCUUGCCGAGGUCUUAGGUGACCGCAUUCGCCGCAUGCAAAUCGACUGCAAAGUGCUACCGUUCGGAAUGGUGUCGGUUUCGGACUUGCAGGCAAACAAGUACGUAUUUGUAGUGUGCUCCACGACUGGUCAAGGUGUGCUACCGGGAAACGCGUAUCCGCUAUGGACUGAGCUUCUCAAAGCAUCUUUGGCCCGAGAUACCUUGCAGUCUGUCAGGUUCGGUGCCUUUGGUGUUGGUGAUAAUGCGUACAAACAGUUUAACUGGGCCAUUCGGAAAAUCUACACGAGGUUUGUUCAACUGGGUGCUACGUCCUUUGUCGCUAGAAGUGAGGGCGACGAGCAAAACCCCGAUGGCGUCGAAAUUGUGUUUGAUCAAUGGAUGGACAACGCUCUGCAGGUUCUGGCUACUGAACUGAAAAUUGAAGAUAUUCUCCCCGUGACGGCACAGCUCCCGCCAAAAUACAAAAUCUGCUUUGGAACGUCUCCCAAAGUCGACAAAGCCCUUUUGAAAGCCAAAGUGGCCGCCAAUGAUCGGAUUACGGCCCCUGAUCAUUUCCAAGAUGUGCGCCACAUCAAGCUUGAUCCUGAGCAUCCCGUCAAGUAUGAGCCAGGAGCAGUUGCAUAUUUGUACCCAAGCAAUGUAUCUGUUCAUGUUGACGCUUUACUUGAUUAUCAAGGGUGGAAUGAUAUCGCCGACAAAGAGCUUCAUGUGGACGAAAAAUGGGUAGAACUACUUUCGAGGCCUUUAGUUCAACCAGUCACCCUGAGAUCACUCUUCACAUGGCAUCUUGACUUGAACGGUAUUCCUCGUCGGUCAUUCUUCAAGCUGGCCUCUAACUUUUGCAGCGGCAACGAAGCUGAGCGGUUGGCUGAAUUUGCAACAACAGAAGGUAUUGACGACCUUUAUAAUUAUGCAAAUCGACCAAGACGCUCGGUAAUAGAAACAAUCCUGGAGUUUGAAUCCAUAAAAAUUCCGUUCGAGUAUAUCCUGGAUCUGUUUCCUCUUAUCUGGCCCCGCGCAUUUUCCAUUGCAUCUCCCACAAACCAGCCUACUAUUGAGCUGUGUGUGGCACUGGUAAAGUAUAAGACUAUCCUAAAGCGAGGACGUAAAGGACUUUGCUCGAGAUACAUUGAAACUUUGCUGCCCGGUGAUGAAAUUGGAAUCACUAUAGAGCCCGCCCCCAUUUCGAUUGAAUCCAAGCUUCAAGCAGAUCAAGCAGUAAUAUUAGUCGCUGCAGGGACGGGUAUCGCCCCAGUGCGGAGUUUGUUACACACUCUCAAAAACCACAAAGCUCCAAUUUUCUUAUUUUUUGGUUGUCGUUUUGAACAUAAAGAUUAUUUAUACGGCGAGGAAUGGAAACAAAUGGCUGAAGCGACUGAUCUCACCGUGUUCAAUGCAUUUUCACGUGAAGGCGGUGGCUAUGUCCAAAACCAAAUCGAGGCUGCUGCCGAAAAGAUCACAGCAUAUCUGCCGACAGCUUUGGUCUACCUGUGCGGAUCUUCAGGAAGUAUGCCACGAGCUGUCCGAGAAGCGUUUGUGGACGUUUUGAAACGCACUCGUCAUUUAGAUGAGGAAACUGCUGCUAAAGUAAUGGCCUACAAAGAAAAGCAUCGGACUUUUAUCGAAGAAACAUGGUAA